UGCUGGAGGGAGGACUAAGUCGUCCCGGGAGCCUCGCAAGUCAGCAGAGGAGGCUUUGGCUGCAGCGGGUGACAUGGACAACGCAGGGAAGGAGCGAGAAGCGGUCCAGCUUAUGGCGGAGGCCGAGAAGCGAGUGAAGGCUUCCCACUCUUUCCUCCGAGGGUUGUUCGGAGGAAAUACAAGAAUAGAAGAGGCAUGUGAAAUGUAUACCAGAGCGGCAAAUAUGUUCAAGAUGGCCAAGAACUGGAGUGCUGCAGGAAAUGCAUUUUGUCAAGCCGCCAAGCUCCACAUGCAGCUCCAGAGCAAGCACGACUCCGCCACCAGCUUCGUGGAUGCUGGGAACGCUUACAAGAAAGCAGACCCUCAAGAGGCUAUCAACUGCUUAAAUGCAGCCAUCGACAUUUACACAGACAUGGGGAGGUUCACAAUCGCAGCCAAGCACCAUAUCACCAUUGCCGAGAUCUACGAAACGGAGCUGGUGGACAUUGAGAAGGCUAUUGCACAUUAUGAACAAUCUGCUGAUUAUUACAAAGGAGAAGAAUCUAACAGCUCUGCUAACAAGUGUCUGCUGAAGGUGGCGGCCUAUGCUGCACAGCUGGAGCAGUACCAGAAAGCCAUCGAGAUCUAUGAGCAGGUGGGAGCAAACACCAUGGAUAACCCCUUGUUGAAGUACAGUGCGAAGGAUUACUUCUUCAAGGCCGCACUCUGCCACUUCAUAGUGGACGAGCUGAAUGCAAAGCUUGCUCUUGAGAAAUAUGAGGAAAUGUUUCCAGCAUUUACGGACUCCAGAGAAUGUAAAUUAUUGAAGAAACUUCUAGAAGCUCAUGAAGAACAAAACAGUGAAGCUUACACUGAAGCAGUGAAGGAGUUUGACUCAAUAUCACGUUUGGAUCAGUGGCUGACUACCAUGUUGCUUCGUAUCAAGAAGUCCAUCCAAGGGGAUGGAGAAGGAGAUGGAGACCUCAAGUGAAGUGCUGACAUCUUUGUGGCAUGCAGCUCAUUCCUUUUUAUUUUGUCUUCGGGCAGAACCGUCUUUCUGAGAUGCCCAUAUAAUGACUUAAUUCUGUUGUAAAUAAGCCAGCCACACAGUUUAUGUAUUGUUUUAGCUCACCAUGUCUGUGUCAUGUGAGAAUUGGAGGCUUCUAUUCAGUUUGUGGUCAUGACAACCAAAGUACAUCAUGCUUAUCCGAGUCCUCAUAGUUUUCUGAGAAGUACUGCCAAAUCUUUUUCCCGUUCUUUUGAUAUUUUGAGGGCCCGUGGUUAAUGUUGCCACAUGUUUUGUGUUUUCUUUUUUCUUGAACUCUGGUCCUCAACCCAGUUUUAUAGAUGCUUUGCAAAGACCCUGUGCAUUGGUAUCUGGAUGCAACCUUUAUACAAGUGACUUAGUUUAGGGUGGUUAUUAGGAAUAAGUUUGUAAUUCAGUAGAAACUGUUUGGCUUUCUUUUGUAGCACUUUGAAGGUGUUAGUGAUGUUUCUUCUUCUGUUCCAUAUGCUCACAUGUGCAUGACAAACACUGACAACAGCUAGGAUCUGCUGACGUCACUGAAGCUGGCAGGUCCUGGGGUCCUGUUUGUCUGGAUGGAUGUCAAUGUAGAUUUCCUUGGUUUUUUUUUUUUUUACUUAUAAACACACACACCACUCACACAAAACCUAUGAGAUGGAAUUUUCCCCUUCUCUAGAGACAGUUUCCACUUUUAGUUGGAGUGGAAAUCCCUUCAUAUUUGCCUUAAACCAUCUUUAGCUGGCAUCUCCUUUAUUCACACAUCCAUACACUCCUCACAUUGUCUUCUGGGCCAUAGUCAUGUCAAGCUUGAGCAGAGCUGGACAGAAAAUUCCAGCUGAAUAUGUGUGGUGAUGUCCAUUUGUCGGACAUGGUGGCUAAAUGUUAUCAAUGUAGCAUAAGAGUUUAUGUUAUACCUGGUUAGAUAAGAACCUCCCCUGUAUUUGAGGGUCUGUGAUUUAUUUCUAAACUGACAGAGGGAUUUCAUUUGCGUGUAUGAGCUCUGAUGUCCUGUUUGGUUUACAUAAGAUGUAUGCUCUGUUAUUUCAGAUUUUGAUGCUCCCGCUACUUUAUAUGCUGAUACAGUACUGUAGACAUGACUUUGCUUCCUGGGUCUCCUUUGCUAAGAUAUUUUUAUGCUGGGAUGAUUUAUGCUUGAAAAACCUGUGUUACUAGGCAUAUCUCAUUGUCAUAUUGUGCUGCUAUUGAAUGACAAUGAAACUCCUGAUUAUCCAGGUAAAAAUGGCACUGGAAUGCUGUUUUCAUCUUUGGAUGACCCUAGACGAGGGUGGAGGCUUUUACCACGCAGUAGAGUAGUAGCUUUGCCCAGGCCCAGGGCUACAUGAGAAGAGUUUGAGGACUGAUGAGAAAGUCAGUUCUUUCAAAAGUGAAACAAAGUAGCAAAAGGGGGCUAAAGAGAUGGUUACUCUCCCAGAGGACCCAAGUUUGAUUUCCAGUACCCAUGUUGGGUGGCUCAAAACCACCCGUAACUCCAGUUCCCCCAAGAAUUUCCGUGCCCUCUUUUGCCUUCCAUAAGCAUGUGCAUACAGAUAAACACAUACAGGCAAAUGAAAUCUACACAUAUAUGCAAGCAAGACACUCACUUGUAAAAUAAUAAAUCUUUUAUUAUUUUAAGAAGAAAAAACGGUGACAAAGCAGAAACUGGCCCCAUGAGAACAGGUGGUAGGGGUCUGUCAGGCCCCUGUUAUGGUGGUAACAGGGUAUAAAUGCAGGAAUCCCAGAGGCCUCUGUACAUCUGAAAAAGAGGGAAUGUGCCCUAGAAUCUGAUGAGCACCCCCUUUUCCUUCAGUGCCUUGGGGUUCUGAAUGAUAGCUGGCUGUACCAAAGGUAACAGUUGCGAUGGGACCUAGUUGAUACUUCUAAUGUAAAGACAAAAAGUGAGUUAUUGGGGUUGGAGAGAUGCCUCAUUUGCUCUUCCAGAGGACCCAGGGUUAAAGUCCCAGAAUUUAUGUGGGGGCUCACAGCUGUCUAUAACUCCAGUCCUAAGAAAUCCACCAUCCUCUUUUUGCCUCCACCGGUCGGUACCAGGCAUGCAUGUGGCGCACAUACAUACAUGCAGACACAAGAUGUAUACACUUAAAAAUAAAAAAUUUUAUAACUGUAGUGUAUGGGAAAGGCAGUUACUGCUUUAUUCACAGCCUUGGAAAUGAGGUGUGGAAAUGGCUCUAAGUCAGUUCCAGCAGAAGAGCAUCUGAACACUGGCCAGCCUCUGUCCUCUGCCUCCCGAGUUCAGUCUUCUGAUGAGACCCACAUGGUAUCUUACGGGACACUGUGGUUUACCUUUCAUCAUGGCUCCCUAUCACACCUCCAUGAAGAAGUGUUGGGUUGUUAAAGUAGUGUUUGUAUUACUUUGCUGCUUCUAAAGAAACGUAUUCACUUACUUGCUUUUACUGAAGUUAAAUGCUGGGGGCAGGCAACAUGAACACUUGUCAUCCUGCAGUAUCUAGGAGGUUAAGGGAGGAGGAUCGCUGUGAGGUUGAGGCCAGCCUGAACUACCUAGGGAAUUCCAGGCCAGCCUAAGUUACAAUGUGAGACUCCAUCUCAAAAAACAACCAAAAAGGGGGGGGGGGGGGAUGAAAGGCUGAGACGAGACCCUGUUGGUUUAUUUUGUCUCAGCACCUGGGAGGCCGAGGCAAGAGGAACGUGAUUCCAGACUAAGCUAAGUCAAGAUCAUCUAAAAACAAUAGGAAGAACACACUUUGGGCAGAAGUGAGAAUGAGGAGCAUGUCUGGACAGGAGUAUGCAAGCUUGCUCCCUUCAGAUGUCCCGCAGACACAGGGCAAUGCGCUCUCUCGAGAUCCCUAGGCUUUAGGCUUUCAUGGUCUCUAGACUAUUGUGAACAAAACGCAAUGAUUUGUCAUAGUUCUCAUAUUUGAGUGCAUCGGAGAUAGUUCAUAGUUAUGGCAGUCAAUAUUGCUUACAGAAAAGCGUUCCUUUUGUGGCAACAUUUUUAUAGCUUGUGUGAAUUCCUUUUUUUUUUUUUUUUUAAUGACAUAAAACAGUAUUUUUGCACAGUUGUAACCAUGUGUGAUGGUGUCACUAUAACCAAAGUAUAUGCACCAGCCCUUGUGCAUUUAUUGUUCCCUCUGGUAUUGUGCACUCAAAAUGUCCAAAUACAAACCUUUGUAACUGUGGAGAAUCUGGCAGCGGCACAGCAUGCCCGUGACCUGCCUGCUGCAGUGAGCUGUGACUAGUAAGCAGGCCCUGUAAAGUCCUCAGUUGCUCUCAGGCAAGGGAGUACAUUAUAAAAACAAAUCGUGUAACAAUAAAUCUAUCUUAGCUAAAAGAACGUUUGUUUUAUGUGAACUUGUACAGUAAAUAAAGUGGAAGUUAUCAGUA
Molecule: messenger RNA, 4360 nt
Organism: Mus pahari (shrew mouse)
Lineage: Eukaryota; Metazoa; Chordata; Mammalia; Rodentia; Muridae
Gene: Napb
Product: NSF attachment protein beta
Exons: 11
Coding region: 74-970 (298 amino acids)
Biological process (GO): intracellular protein transport; regulation of synaptic vesicle priming; SNARE complex disassembly
Cellular component (GO): terminal bouton; synaptobrevin 2-SNAP-25-syntaxin-1a complex; vacuolar membrane
Molecular function (GO): soluble NSF attachment protein activity; syntaxin binding
Source: RefSeq, a predicted model, not a curated record